Protobothrops mucrosquamatus (brown spotted pit viper) is the source of this 2869-nucleotide messenger RNA. RefSeq names its product coiled-coil domain containing 177 (gene CCDC177). The coding region runs from base 1 to 2352 and encodes 783 amino acids. The transcript is spliced from 4 exons. The record is from RefSeq and is a predicted model, not a curated record. Lineage: Eukaryota; Metazoa; Chordata; Lepidosauria; Squamata; Viperidae.
AUGGAGUCUUAUGAAUCUGGAAUUGCUACCAUUUUCCUAGCAGAAUUUGCAUCUUUAACAUCAAAAAAGCUGAUCUUCUACAGACUGCUUCCAGCAAAAAAGACUGAGACUGAUCUGAAAGUGGAUUUAAAAGUGGCAGACUAUAAGAAUAAUACGGAAAAAGAUGUAGCUGGACAUACAGUACAAGUCAAACUGGCUGAUAUCUUAAUAAUUAAAGGGAAGAUACAAAUAACAAAUCAGGAGAGUGGCUUGGAUAAUUCUCCUCUGUUGAAUUUACAAAAGAAGAUUGUUAAAGGGAUUUUCCUCCUCCUUUCUGAAGAUUCUGGAGGGAGCCAGACCAUGGUGGAUCCCGUAGCGGAUCCUGGCAAGGAAGCAUGCCCCGAUCCUGGGAGGGCCGCGGGGGGAGAAGAGGCUGCGGCAGCCGCUACCUCCGCCACGGCCGAGGCUGCAGUUCAGCCGCCCGCACCCCCUCCGGCAGCGGCGCCUCCUCCUCCUCCUCCAGCCGGAGACCCGGAGAAAACUCGCGAAGAGUCGCCGAUGCUGCACCUGGAUCUGUACAACUUCGACUGCCCGGAAGCCCAAGGCAGCCGCUACGUGCUCACCAGUCCCCGCUCCCUUGAAGCCUGCGCUCGAUGUGCCGUCAAGCCGGUGGAGCUGCUGACCCGGCCGCUCAACGAGCUGAUCAAGGAGGCUCCCGGCAGGUCUAUGCGCGUCGCCGCCGGCCUCUAUGAGGCCUACGAGAUGGAUCGGCAGAGGAAGCUGCAGCAGUGCCGGGAGGAAAGGGAGAGGAUAAUCCGAGAGGAGAAGCGGAGGCUUUUCACGCCUGUCCUGACCGGAAGCCUGCCUUCCUCCCCGGCCUCCAGGGCGGCCUUCAAAAGCACUCUGCCCGAUGGGAGCUGCCCUCCGGCCGGCAAGCCCAAAGCGGCUGGAGGGCCCCCACCUCCUCCCCUGAGUGGCCCCAAGACCAAGAAGAGCCACUCCCUGGAUUCCCUGCAAAAGAGGAGAGAGGGCUUCUCCACCAAGACCUCCUCCGACUCAGGGGCCUCUUCUUCCUACAGCGGAGACAGUGGCAGGGACAAAUGCCUGCCUAGGACUAAGAGCGUGGCCACCAUGACCUCCCUGGUGGGUCGCAGUUUCAGCCUGAGCGACCUGAGCCACUCCCCACAAACCACCCAGAAAGUGGAGAGGAUUGUCAGGGAAGUGAAGCAGAAGAAAGGCUUCAAGGAGGUGUCUGAGAGGGACCGAAAAAUUGCCGCCCUGAUGAUAGCGAAGCACCAAGAGCAGAGCCUGUGGAAGGAGCAGCAGUACAGCGCCCACCUCCAGUGGGAUGUGCAGAGGAGGGUGGCGGAGCGGAGGAGGGAGCAGGAGGAGCGGGAAAAGCAGCUGGCUUUGCUGCAGGGCCACCGGAUGUGGGAAUCCCGGCUGGAGAAGCGACGUGGCCGGCUGACCCAUUCUUGGGAAGAGGCUGCCCAGGUGAAGCAAAGGCAGACCUUGAUGGAGGACGAGAAGUGGCGGGAACACGUGGAGAAGCAGGAGCGCGUGAGGAGGGAGAGGCUGGAGAAGGCUGCUCUGGAGGACAAGAAGAGGAAACGCCACCAAGAGCACAACCUGAAAGCUCAGGAAGAAAGCAAGAAAGAAGCCCAGGUGCGAGAGGUGCAGCUGCUGCAAGAAAAGCUCACCUUGGCAGCCCAGAAGAAGCUUAUGAAGGAACAGCUGAUUCAGAAGGAGAAGAAGCUGCUCAAUCAAGCUGACAAGCAGAAACACAAGGCCAUUCUCAAGGGACUGGCUAAGCAGGAGACCCAAGAGAGGGCAGUGCUGAGGGCCACCAUGGAAGGGAGCCUGAGCAAAGCUCAAGAGAACUAUGAGCAGGUCAUUGAGAAAAGGAACCAGGAACUGAGAGAGAGAGCCAAACGGGAAGACCUACAGAUCCAGAGGGCCAAGCUGACAGCAGAGCGCAAAGACCGGGAACAGAAGGAGCACGUAAGAGCCUUAGCUCAAGCUUCGGAGAGGAAGCUCCAACAUGCCACUCAGGUGGCCGAGGAAGUUGUCCAGCAGAAAGCUCGAAAGGUGGUGCAGAACCGGCUGGAGAAGGAGAAGGUGCAGAAAGUAAACAAGAGGAAAGUCGAGGAGUGUGAAGAUAUCCGCCGGAGGGAGAUCCUGUUGUCUAUUGAGAAAAAGCUGGAGCGAAGUGAACAGAUUUGUAAGGAGAAAAAAAAUGUCUUAGAAAAUGCAAGGUCUGUGGCUCGGGCCUCAUUCCACGUGAGGGAAAAAGUCCGGGAAGAGAUGAACAUCCGUACCUUUGACAAGAUGGCUUUUGAGGCAGAACUGCAGGCCAGCCUCGUUAAAAAAUGAAUUGUCUUUUUUUAUUUGGGAUUCAAUGGGGAUUUCUGUUUUGCUGCCUAUUGUCAGAAUUGGGAGAUUAAAAAAAAACAACAAACCAACACUUUAUUAUUUUAUGGAGCACAAAAACAUGGGCAUAUGCUUCAUAGACCUUUUUCAAAUGCUCUUGUUAUACGUAUUCAAAAAAAUGCAACUAUCUAUACAAAGAAAAUAUGUAUCCCUCUGUUGAAUAAAAUACUGUUUCCAUGGAAUAAAAUCAAGAUAGGUACAUUUUAUAUAAGAACUUUCCCCUCCUCAAGGGCCAUUUCAGUUCCCUCAAAUUCUAAUGAAGUAUUAUCAUAUUGAUAUAUCUGAGUCUUAAUUUGAAUGUCACUCUGCAGUAGAACUUUUGGUCUCAUAUGUGUCCAUAUUUGAAAAGAGUUUAUCUGGUGCACUUUAUUUAUCCUUGUUGUUGGAAACUCUAGGCCUUGUAACUUUUUAAUAACAAAACUGAAAUUCUGAUUCACAACAUGAAAGCAUGUGGAAAAAC